UGAAGUUUGUUUCUAUUUUGUAGAUUGUUUAGUCUUGUGGGGGUCAUUAAAAUUCUUCAAAAUCAUUGACAAAAAAUUUCCAGUGAACCUACAUCUCAUUCAUAACCAUGGCGCAUAUUCUGCAACAGAGUCCUCCAUCUUUAUAUCUCAAAGCGACUGGAAUCUUGACUAUUAUUGGAAGCUUCAAUGCUGCAUAUUCGGAGUUCAGAGGAGCAAAUUACACAUACUCCAAAUUUGCUCAGACACGACAAGUAAAAGAAGCCAAGAAAAUAUCCAGUAGAAAUGGCAUGCUUAUUUGCUAUGGGCCAUCCUUAGUAGCUUCAUUAGUAUUCUUGCUUUACAAAGGAGCAGGCCCACAUCUGCUUGCCCUUGCGUCUGCUUUAACUAUACACUUCCUUAAAAGAGAAUUGGAGGUUCUGUUUCUGCACCGUUACUCUGGUUAUAUGAUCUUACAGACUGCGUUUUCAAUUUCAUUUGUAUAUUUCUUUCAAACUGUUAAUCUUUUGUACGCCCAGCAGAUCUCAGAGGGUUUGCAGCCACCGGGUAGGGACUUGAUGUGGUUUGGAGUUGCGUUGUUUUGCAUAGGCAUUGGGGGCAAUUUUUAUCAUCAUUAUCUGUUAUCAAGGCUCAGAAAGAAUGGGAAAACAGGUUAUGUGGUGCCAAGUGGGGGUUUGUUUGAUUUGGUGGUGUGCCCACAUUAUCUUUUUGAGAUUGUUGAUUGGAUGGGCUUGGCCUUCAUUUCUCAAACUCUCUACAGUUGGGUUUCUGUGUUUUGGACAGUGGUAUACCUGAGUAGUAGAAGCUAUGCCACCAGGCAGUGGUAUUUGCAGAAAAUGGAAGACUUCCCCAAGCAGAGAAAAGCUCUUUUCCCUUUCAUAUUCUGAAUCUUGUAAUUUGCUAAAGUAUAAUUUUGUUUUCCAUGCACUUAAAAUUAAGCAAAGCUUGUGUCAGUCCCUUCCA
Molecule: messenger RNA, 960 nt
Organism: Cryptomeria japonica (Japanese cedar)
Lineage: Eukaryota; Viridiplantae; Streptophyta; Pinopsida; Cupressales; Cupressaceae
Exons: 3
Coding region: 108-884 (258 amino acids)
Biological process (GO): lipid metabolic process
Molecular function (GO): oxidoreductase activity, acting on the CH-CH group of donors
Source: RefSeq, a predicted model, not a curated record